GCACAUCACUAGUGUUAAAUAACAAGCCAAAGCCACUUGCUGGGAAUUUACGCUGAGUUUUAUUUCGAGUAGAAAAUUAAGACUGAAAUGAAUUAUUAAGGCUGUCCAAAUGUUGAUGGUAACAUGAGAAAAUGAUAACAUUUGGCGCUGCAAGCAGUUCCACGGCGCUGGAGGACACUGGUGAAGUACGAAGUAUAUGCGAGAGUGUGUGCAGUGAUGGGUCUAACGCGACGGUGCAGGCUGGGGGCGCUAAUGCGAGACCCCGGAUGGAUAUUGCGUGUGUUGUGGAUAUUACACAAAGCACCAACCUAGGGCACAGAAAGCGAGCUUUGGAAGAAGUCAGGUUAGCUGCUGAUCUUGUGAAUGGGAACCUACACCACAUACAUUUUGAAAAACUUGACUUCGGAGAAACAAGUGUCCUGGACACAUUCUACAAUGCGGACGUGGCGCUUGUGGACCUCAGCAUCCAGGUGCAGCAGAGUUCCCUGCUGUACCACCUGGGGGUUCGCGAGAGCUUUGACAUGAAGGAGAAUGUGCUGCUGUAUAAUGAUGUAGACCCGGAUUCGACACUUCGGCUUAAGGCCUCGCUACCUAACUUCCUGUUCGUGUCAUACAAGUUGACCGACGCGGGCACCUGCGUGACGACCAACCCGGCCGCCACCAAGUUCAAGGGAGAGGAGGCUGCCGACCCCAAGCAACAUCUGACCCUGCGGCUGAGGAACAUACUGCAGGAUGUCGAAGUACAGACCAAAGCUCACCUCCAAGAGAAAUUCCUCUCAGACCUUCGCAAAGCUCGAGAGCUAUACAGCGGCGCCGAGCUAGCCAACGUGCUUCACGCCAUGCGGCGGCGGCUCGACGACCCGGCUGUACUCUCUGGUGAUACCGUACUCAACAUGCUCAUAUCGUAUAGAGAAACGCAGGACUACGACGCAAUAGUGCAGGUCGUGGAUGACCUAAAAACCGUCAUGAACAGGAAGAACUAUGUCAACAUGCCGGUUAUACGGUUCUUGUACGCGUUCGCUAUGAAUCGGUGAGUUUUAGUCGGUAAUUUGA
Leguminivora glycinivorella is the source of this 1053-nucleotide messenger RNA. RefSeq names its product mitogen-activated protein kinase kinase kinase nsy-1-like. NCBI's taxonomy places the organism in Eukaryota, Metazoa, Arthropoda, Insecta, Lepidoptera, Tortricidae. The transcript is spliced from 5 exons. The record is from RefSeq and is a predicted model, not a curated record. The coding region runs from base 132 to 1034 and encodes 300 amino acids. Gene Ontology annotation, molecular function: protein kinase activity.